AUAGGGAAAUCCUCUCGGUUCGCCUCGAUUUCUGCUCCUGUGAAUUCUGAGCUGUUCGGCUUGCAGGAUGGUGGUUCUGAAGGGGAUCCCCUCUAUUUUAUCACCCGAGCUGCUGUAUGCGCUGGCCAAAAUGGGCCAUGGGGAUGAACUGGUCCUUGCAGAUGCAAAUUUUCCUGCCUCUUCUAUUUGUGCCUGUGGUCCAAAAGAGAUCAGAGCUGAUGGUCUGGGAAUCCCACAACUUUUAGAGGCGAUUUUAACGCUGUUGCCCUUGGACACCUACGUGGACAGACCGGGCUCUCUGGAGAAAAUGGAAAGAUUUAAUUUCUACGAACGAGCUAAAAGGGCCUACGCUGUCGUGGCGACAGGGUGCGUAUUUUUCUGCUUUGACUUAAAUGUGGCGGUGGGUGUCCAAGUGCAGUCCAGAAAAUCUGGUGUCCUGCUUGUUUUAGAUUUGUUCAAUUCUUCAAAGUCUUCACUGUGUUUUUUAUUAAAAAUAAUGAUUUUUUUCUGAAACUGUAAAAUACAUCUUAAACAAACAUGAACAUUCGAAAUAAAUUUUGUGGGAAAACUCAGGGACUCCAUUUUUUCUCUUCCCAUUCGUACUUACUUCUUUAAUUAUUUCAUUAUUUCAGAUUUUGACCUUCAACUCCAAAUACACCCAAUUUUUUAUUUUUUUU
Poeciliopsis prolifica (blackstripe livebearer) is the source of this 677-nucleotide messenger RNA. RefSeq names its product fucose mutarotase (gene fuom). NCBI's taxonomy places the organism in Eukaryota, Metazoa, Chordata, Actinopteri, Cyprinodontiformes, Poeciliidae. The record is from RefSeq and is a predicted model, not a curated record. The transcript has 4 exons. Gene Ontology annotation, biological process: fucose metabolic process. Bases 68 to 511 code for a protein of 147 amino acids. Gene Ontology annotation, molecular function: fucose binding; racemase and epimerase activity, acting on carbohydrates and derivatives.